Ictalurus furcatus (blue catfish) is the source of this 2785-nucleotide messenger RNA. It is a transcript of the gene sobpb, whose product is annotated as sine oculis binding protein homolog (Drosophila) b. The record is from RefSeq and is a predicted model, not a curated record. Lineage: Eukaryota; Metazoa; Chordata; Actinopteri; Siluriformes; Ictaluridae. The coding region runs from base 722 to 2785 and encodes 687 amino acids. The transcript is spliced from 7 exons. Gene Ontology annotation, biological process: animal organ development. Gene Ontology annotation, cellular component: nucleus.
UUCCACUAGAUUUUGGAGCGUGACUGUGGGGAUUUGUGAUCAUUCAGCUACAAGAGUCUUAGUGAGAUCAGGUACUGAGGAGGUCUGGGGUGCAGUCGGCGUUCCAAUUCAUCCCAAAGGUGCUCAGUGGGGUUGAGGUCAGGACUCUGUACAGGACACUCGAGUUCUUCCACUCCAACCUUCACACACCAUGUCUUCAUGGAGCUCGCUUUGUGCACAGGUUCGUUGUCAUGCUGGAACAGUGUUUGGGCCUCUUAGUUCCCGUAAAGGGAAACUGUAACGCUACAACAUUACGAAGAGAUUCUAGAAAGUUCUGUGCUUCCAAAUUUGUGAGGAACAGUUUGGCGAAGGAACACACAUGGGUGAGAAGGUCAGGUGUCCACAAACUUUUGGCCAUGUAGUGUAUGUUUCAGGUAAGCAAAUGAGAGCAGGUGGUCACAAAAAUACACUUAGUUUGAAGAGUCACUCAGGCACAAAUAAAUCACUCGGGCCUUGGAGUCGGAUCGAAAUUCAUCUACGGGAACUGGAGAGAGGAAGGGUGCAGGAGCUGAAUGGGUUCCAGGUGUUGGGUUACAUAACCUAAGCCCCGCCUCCCAUGUCGCGUGCGCUCAUUUUUCCGUGUUGCGCGUUCUGUGCCGCGUGAGCGCGCAUAACUCUGCCACACUGUUAUUGCUCGCGAGCAGCCGCGUCUUUCUCGCCUUCUUUCUCGCCUUCAUAAACGAUGCCAAAGAUGGAAAAAGGAAGACCGCCGGAAAGCAAGCGCAGCAGGAAGCCCGCUCAUCCCGUCAAGAGAGAGGUCAGCCAAGAGAUGAAGAGCUUUGCUGAGAGCACGAUGAAUGAAUUGCUGGGCUGGUACGGAUAUGAUAAAGUUGACCUGCAAGACUCGGAGGCCGCUGACAUCAGGAGUCACAACGGCAGAGCAAGACGCCACCAAGUAUCUGUGCUUAAAGAGAAUUCAGAACCAAAGCCUACUGUAAUGGAGAGUAAGUUGACAUCUGGCUCCUCUGCGUCGGCUAAAAAUGGAGUGAAAGAAUCUACUGGCUUUCCCCUCUCUCCUUCAUCAUCCUCAUUCUCCCCACACGUGAAGGAGCUGCACGGCACCCAUGUCGUGGUGCCGCUCAUCAAACCAUCUGCAGUGGAUGAGCAGCAGAAUGUUCAGAUUGUGUGUGUAUGGUGUCAGAAGGAGGGGCUUAAACGCUACUCUCUUGUCAUGGGCUCUGAACUCAAGAGCUUCUGCAGCGAGAAAUGUUUUGCCAUGUGCCGGCGAGCCUACUUUAAACGCAAUAAGGCUCAAAAUGAAAAUCGGCAUGGUGAUCAGUCUUCUCCUCCUCCUGGUCAAACGGAGGAAACAACUCCUCAGCUCAUGCUUAAGAUGAACAGCAACACACGAGUAUGUGAUUGGUGCAAACACGUGCGUCACACCAAGUACCUAGACUUAGGUGCAGGUGAUGACAGACUGCAGUUCUGCAGUACCAAGUGCCUUAACCAGUAUAAAAUGGACAUUUUCUACCGAGAGGCCCGGGCUGCACUUACGACAUCUGGCGCUAGUCCGAGCCAAUCAGAAAACGAGACUCGUCCAGCCGGAGAGAGUGAGACUCUGCUGACACCCGAAUCAUGGAACAACCCUUCUCUGGAGGGAGACAGAAAAGAAACAGUGUCACCCAAAGUUUCGACACCUGUGUCAUCUUCCUCUUCAUCAUCAUCCUCAGUUAGAGCAUCUGUCUUGGCUCAGCAGAAGGAAAGAGAGAGCUCUGCUUCUUCUCAGCUCCAGACUGGCAUUCCGAUGCCGUCUACUCCUCCACCACAUGUGGUUGUAGAGCAACCAUGGGUGAUACAGAAGCCCCCAUCCUUUAACCGGGCACCUAACCAUGCACAGCCCAGAAACCCAGGCUCCAGCCCACACCAGAGACCCUCACACACAUCUCCGCAGGUGCACACACCCUCGAUUCGCCCAAUUCCCCCACCACAGCUCUUACACCCUUAUCUGGCAUCGAUGAUGCCCUGUGCACCCACCUACCCUCACCCCUUUCCAUCACUCAUGCCAACUCUGGGUCUGCCAUGUCCACAACCGACUGUCCUGGUGCCAUAUCCAAUUAUAAUUCCUCUCCCUGUUCCUGUGCCAAUUCCCAUACCAAUACCAAUGAACUCUGGGGCUUUGGGACAUGCUGGGGUUAUUCGUAACCACAAGGAGAAAGACAAGACAGGACGAGAUGCAGCUUCAGUCACCCCUGAAGAUGUACCUAGAGAGUGGAUGUCAGAAGAUCAGGGGAUUCCCGUUGGCGUCUUAGUUGAGCACAAAGUAAAGACAGAGCAGUCCCCAUCUCCAGACCCGUAUUCUCCUGCUUUCUCGUCACACACUUUCCCAAUCUUAUCUGCUCAUCCACAAGUCAGUCCUACUCCUCCCUUGCCAGAAGAUCAUAGACAAGAAGUUAGGGAGCGACAGGUGAUACAGAGAGCAAUGUGCAGAGUGAAGCAGGAAGGUGAAACAGAGUUCGACCUCAAUAAGCAGACGGAGGUUGAAGGAGAGUAUAGAUGGGGCAGGAAUGGAGAUGAAGAUGAUCCGAUUGCACAACACAUGUCCGCUAAAUCUCACACAGGCACUUUAAAGCACACAUCGAGUUCAGCCCCUGAAAAUGCAUCUUCCCCAGUGGACUUGCCAAAUGCACGUGCUUCAAUCAUUCUACAGCAAGCACUCAACACAACAUCCCUACAGUUCAGUCCGACCCAGAACAAAGAACGAGCUCCGGCCAAAAUUCAUCCCCACUUCCUGAAUCUGAGGAUGUGA